UUUUGGCUCAAAAGCCCUCGGCAACUCAACCCAGAGCCUCAAGGUCGGUGAUGGCAUCUCUGGGACAACAUGCCAAGAACAAGAAGCCGAAGAGGCAGACUUCAUGCUUCGCCUAGAGUAUCCUUGUCCUCACGGCAGAAGGGGGCUGAUGCCUUCAAGCAUGCCUGCUUCCGGCUGGGAAGGCAACCGACCAACGACAUUCUGGCGGAUUUGCGUGACCAUGGCGCACUGGUCCUGGAUAUUCAGCUUUGCCGAGAUUUAGAGCCGCUUCUCAUUUUCUUGAAGGACUGCCCCUUGGGCAUCCACCAGGUGAUGAUCUAUGAUGGCAACUUGUUUUUUGGAUCAGAGGCUUCUUACCAAGAGAAGCUGCAAGCCACUACCCAUCGAAUGCCACAGAGUGUGCUCAAAGACCAGGUGCAGCUGUGGCGUUUGAUGCGAGCAUUAGCUGCAUUUUCUUCACUACGUGGCACGGGGUUAGCAGUCUUGGAGCUCACAGGGCUUCCGAUCUCCUUCGAAGGGCAAGGUAUCUCAUUGCUCAACCGCUGCUUAGCACAGACACCCUCGCUGCAGCGCUUGCAUUUAGAGGGUUGUGGACUCCAAGAUCGUGGCCUGGGGCAGUUGCUGCCCCACCUUGGUCGAAGAUUGACGAAGCUGUCCCACCUAUCACUGGCACAGAACAGCCUUCGAGAUUUGCGCCUUGUGGCGCGGCUGUUACAGGCACGCGCGAGUGCCCAGCAAAAGCGACAGGUGGUUCCUCUGAAUGUGCUCGACCUUUCCAAGAAUCCCUGGUUGGGCGCAAGGCGAUCCAAUCGAACCCUGCGACCUUGGCAACGGCGAGAGAUGCAAAGCGUAAUGCCAAUCAGCAGAGAAGACCUGCUCAGAGUGAUUUGUUUGGCUUUGAGAAAUGGCCUGCUGGUAAAAAAGGUUCGCUUAAGAUACAUGGGCUUGCGGCGUGAUGAUUUGCGGCCCCUUCAGCAGAUGCUGCGAUCAGAGCUCGCAAAUCUUCAUGCAGGAUAUCGUCGGCACUUCCCCUUGGCAGAGCUCAGCCUUGAGGGGAACCCAUUAGAAGCAGCUGUUUUGGCUGCAAUUACACAUGCACUUCAGCAGCUCUCACCCAGCAGCUUUUGGCCGACCUGGAAAGAGCCGAUGAGCGGGAAGGAGUUCCCCGAUGAGGGGUUGCUCGAGCUGGGGACAGCCGCCCCGCUCGAGCUCGGGCGAAACCGGCUCCGCAGGACGCAGUCGCAACCCAGCUUUGCCACCACCAGCCCAGAGAUUGUCGAAAGGAAGGCACUGAGUGAAGGAGAUGUUGAGGACUCCAUGGAUUUCCGUCCAAGGGAGAAGACCAUCAAGGAGUUCCAGGAGGAUUUGCAGAUCUUGUCUGACUUCCUUGAAGCUCGAUUUCGGCCGAGACAUUCUCAACGGACACGACAUGAGAAUCGUGCGAGUAGCGAAGACUCUGGAAUGGAUGUCAUUGCAACCAUUCCGGACAUGGGCAUGGACUUUGGUUUUGGACCGCCAGUCCUGCAUGGCACCUACUCCCACACCGACACCCCGCCUGACACGUCCGUAGUCGAAGCGACAGACGAACACGCAGGUACCGACUCCAGCCGGCGUGAAGCACCGCCAAACCGGUUGGACCAUCACGCCCGGAUGCAGCAGAUGCUCAGGCAUUUGCACUUGCUUGCGGGCGAGGGAGAGGUUCCUGUGGAACCCGUCCUGCGAAUUGCAUUGGACGCGGUCAAUUCGGAAGCGAGCUUCCAAGAUGCAGAGGCACAGUUGCAAAACCUCAUGAGACGUGAGAGCAGCGAUGACGCAUCUGAAGAAGAUACAGUUGGAAUGCGGCGAUCGCACUCGGUGUAGCACGUUGAGUGUUGGAGUGUUCUUAUUGGGCACUCUUGUGACCUAGCAAGAGGUCGUGAGCCAAUGUCCAUGCCAAUGUAAAAAGACGCUUGCUUUCACCAGCAAUGAGCCAUCAGAAGCCUUUUGAAUGUCUUGUUUUUUU
Durusdinium trenchii is the source of this 2002-nucleotide messenger RNA. The record is from the annotation of a GenBank genome assembly. NCBI's taxonomy places the organism in Eukaryota, Dinophyceae, Suessiales, Symbiodiniaceae.